CCACGCCCAAUACCCCCCCGGGUGAAUUUCGAUGUUGUGCCCGAAGCGAAACACAACAAGUUAUCCUCAGUGAGUAGUCGCUCACUCAUCCUGCAAGUACUACUACUACGCCUAUCUACUGCCGUCAUUCUGAUAAACUUACAGGGAGUGCCCCGAAGCUAAUGACAAGGUAAGAGCUGGCAGACUGCCCUGCCGCAACCUUAAACUGAAACUCUGGGAAAGCAGCGCUACCCGAAAAACAAUGCGAAAGAGAAACCCCGAUCAGGUCCCUAUUCACUCCCUGACGCUUCUUGGAAGAGUGGCAUUGUGAAAUCUGAAUAGAGAUCAGGUGAAAGACAAAGAGCCAAAGGCAGAACUGGGACUUUCUAACCUGCUCUCCGGUAAAACUCCCUCCUCCUGUUCUGUCAGUCAGGCUUUUACCUUUUCCAUCACGUGAAGACAGAGCGAUGUGGCCUCUCAGCACCUAAGGACAAUGUCAUUGUCUUGGCUCGGCUGCCUGUGAUCCACCUGAACUCUACUGAAGGUGCAUGUACCGUGCCAUUGAACCCCUGCCAGGAUGUACCACUCAUCGGCGCUACCCCUCACCCUUCUCUCAAGCUUCACGGCUGAUCUGGCCAAUAGUGGCACCCAGACGGUGCUGACAGAGCUUCCCACCCUCCCAAAUUCCUGGGACUGUUCAGACUAUGGCUAUGAUGUCGAUGACAUAGAUUUGCCCUUUUUGGCUUAUCUUACCUCCACUGAUUAUUCCUCUGGUGACUCAGACAUCUGUAACCUGACUGACAGCACUGGCGUCAGUGAAACGCUGCCGCACUUUACAGACCUGCUGGCCACAGUGACAACACACAGAAAGAAUUUGGACCAACAGGUUUUGCAGGAGAAGAUAAACCCUCAGAUUUCAGUUUGCGAGGAGGAGACCAGUAUCCAGGAAACGAAACCAUCUCCGGUUACUCCAAAAGAACACAAUCGGAGGAAAGGAAACAGAACAAGUAAGAGAGACCAAAGUGUACACCUAUGGGAGUUUGUACGUGAUCUACUACUGAGUCCGCAAAAGAACCAAGAUGCCGUCCGCUGGGAAAACCGGAAAGAAGGGACAUUUCGUGUUGUUAAGUCUGACAUGUUUGCACAGCUUUGGGGGGAGCAGAAGAAAAACAAAUGUAUGAAUUACGAGAAGCUAAGCCGAGCUCUGAGACACUACUACAAGUCAGGGAUUCUGGAGCGUGUGGACGGAAGGUUGACUUACAAAUUCGGGAAGAAAGCUUACGGAUGGGGAGAGGAUUCACCGAAACAACUCACUUAGGUCCAUCUCAAGACUUUCACGGACAUUGUACCAAAGGUUGUCAUGUGCUUUAUGGAGUUCUAUGUCAUCCAAAGGAGUAUGCCAGCAGAUAAAGUGAGGGUUUCCUUACAUAACUGGCUGCUAUGCUGCAAUUGGGAAAAUUUCAAUGACAUUCCACGGGAUUGUACAACAUCUGAAACAUAUAAAGAACAUUUCUGAGCAGCAUAUAACGCAACGAAUAGCCUAUAAACAUGUACUGUGGGUAACUAAGGACAAAUCCACAGGCCCACGUGGCCAGAUACAAACUCAACAAUGGCUACACUAGCGUCUCAGAAAUAAUAUGUUAUUAUGAAGUAUCACAAAUAGUGGUUGAGCUUGGGGCCCGAUAAUAGCUUAGAUCUGUAGGUCUGGUAAGUAAGUCCAGUUUUAUGGGACCAGAAUGACGCCAAGAAUGCGGAGACAGCAGCUGCUUCUGACAACCAGAAGGAAUGAUAUAGCACGAAGAGCCAUUGAUAUUCUGGAGAAGCAAUCCUUACCGCCAUCCAUGAUAAGGUCUGUGAUCUCAGGACAUGAAGAUUUUGUUGCCAACAAUAAUGGCCGGGGAGCAUUUACCCAUCUCCAGACUGUUCUGUCUACAGUAGAGUAAUCUCUUUGGGAUGCAUGCAGACAACCAGCUCUCUCUUUAAGGGUAUGUUCACACCAACGGAAUUACGCACUGUAAACAUAAACAUCAGUGUGAAUUGGUUUCCCCGAGACCCGUUCACACUGCGGAAUUUCAGCGGCGGACAAUUCCGCCGCUGAAAUUGUUCCGCGCAAAGAAAGAACAUGUUCAUUCUUUGCGCGGAAGUCCGCGAACACUGCAUAGCCGUCAAUGGUGACAGCGCAGUGCCGCGCGGUCCUACCGCCGAAGUAUUGCUGUGGCGGCCGCCAGAAUGGAAUGGAAGCGGAGAUUCCGUUCAUAAUCCGUAGUCUGAACAUACCCUAAGGGUGCAUUCACACCACGUUUUUGCAAUUCAGUUCCCGUAUCAGGUUUUUGAUGAAAAACGGAUUCCUCAAAACCGGACUAAAAACUGUAUCAAAAUGUGUGUACAAAUUUCAACCUGUAUACGGUUUGAAAAAUGAUGUCCGGUUGCAUCAGUUUUUUAAAGAAAAAAAACGUGUAUGUUUUUAACUUUUCAUUCCAUUUUGAAUAAAGUUUCACUUGUUUGAUUGAAAUUCCAAGAAAAAAAACUGUGCAAAGUCAAAAUCCGUAUGGUGAAAACGGGAUGGAAUCAUAUGCACAUACAGUUCUCUAUGGUUACCAUUGACUCCCAUGUUAAAAAAAAAAAAAUUAUACGGUUUAAUACGGUUUUUCACCCGGACCAAAAAACGUGGUAGACUAUGGUUUUGGGUAUGGGUAAAAAAACGGACAAAACUGUAUGAGGUGCAAAACGGAGUAAAGCGGAUGAUGCGUUUGACAUACGGUGUACAAUGUUAAGUCAAAGCAUACGUUUUCUAUACGGUUCCGUACGGUUUUUAACUUGAACGGGAACUGUAUAGUGAAAAUGUGGUGUGCAUCCACCCUAAGGCUGCAUUCACAUCUCGUUUUUGCAAUACUGUUCCCGUAUCAGUUUUUUUUGUAAAAAAAAAAAAAAACAAAAAAAAAAACUUAUGUCUCAAAACCGGACCGAACCGUAUACAACCGUACAUACCUCUGUAAGGUUUUAAACCGUAUACGGUUUAAAAACGGAUGUCCGGUGGCAUACGGUUUAAUACGUUUUUUGAAAAAAACAGAUACGGUCUUAUGUUUCUCCUUUAAUUAAAGUUCUUCUUGUUCUAUUUGUGGGAAGAACUUUCGGCGUGCACUGCGCAUGUGCAAACUGCAAAACCGUAUUGUGCAAACCAGAUGGAACCGUACGUACAUAUGGUUCAGUACGGUUCCCAUAGACCACCAUUUAAAAAAAAAAAAACUUAUACGGGUUGUAUCCGGUUUUACACCCGGACAUAAAACCGUAGUAGUCUACGGUUUUGUGUACGGGAAGAAAAAUAGAUAAAACCGUAAAUGAUGCAAAACAUACACAACCGGAUGCUACGUUUGGCAUACGGGUUUCAAUGACAUGUCUAUACAUACGGUUUGCAAUACGGUUCCAUACGUUCUUUUCACUGAAACCGGAUACGGGAACCGUAUUGCAAAAACGAGAUGUGACUGCUGCCUAAUGCAGUAUUUCCCAAGCAGGGU
Molecule: messenger RNA, 3494 nt
Organism: Hyla sarda
Lineage: Eukaryota; Metazoa; Chordata; Amphibia; Anura; Hylidae
Product: ETS homologous factor-like
Exons: 8
Coding region: 557-1297 (246 amino acids)
Biological process (GO): regulation of transcription by RNA polymerase II; cell differentiation
Cellular component (GO): nucleus
Molecular function (GO): sequence-specific DNA binding; DNA-binding transcription factor activity, RNA polymerase II-specific
Source: RefSeq, a predicted model, not a curated record